Messenger RNA from Cantharellus anzutake, 912 nucleotides. Its product is annotated as Adenylosuccinate synthetase. The transcript is spliced from 2 exons. Gene Ontology annotation, cellular component: cytoplasm. NCBI's taxonomy places the organism in Eukaryota, Fungi, Basidiomycota, Agaricomycetes, Cantharellales, Hydnaceae. Gene Ontology annotation, molecular function: nucleotide binding; adenylosuccinate synthase activity. The coding region runs from base 156 to 479 and encodes 107 amino acids. The record is from RefSeq and is a predicted model, not a curated record. Gene Ontology annotation, biological process: IMP metabolic process; 'de novo' AMP biosynthetic process.
CUUCCUUAAGUAUUAGCACCACCAAGAGAGGUAUCAGCCCAGCCUAUCCUAGCAAGGCUUCCCGCUCGGGCCUUCGAGUACCUGAUUUAUUUAACCACGAAAGCUUCGCCACCAAGUUUCGCAAGAUCGUCGAAGGGGCACUUCCAGCGACAACUAUGACGUUGAAGCCGAGAUUCUCCGAUACAAAGGGACUUGCAGAGUCUUCGGUCUUCGUUGCUGACACUUUGCUGUUGGUCCACUCUGCCCUCACCUCUUCGCCUCCCAGACGCGUUCUCGUAGAAGGAGCUAAUGCACUCAUGCUUGAUCUUGAUGUUGGGACUUAUCCCCAUGUAACGUCAUCAUCGGCCAGCAUUGGAAGCGUUUGUACAGGUCUCGGCAUCCCUCCUAAGCAGCUCAGUAAAGUGAUUGGCAUCGUUAGGGCCUACACGAUCCGCGUUGGUGAAGGGCCAUUCCCAACCGAACAACAAACGCAAGUAUGAAUAGUUGUCAGCGUUGGUGUGCUGAUCGGCGAUUGGGGAGCAUCUUCAACAAGUAGGAGUUGAGUGGGGGAUCGUUACUGGACGAAAGAGAUGUUGUGGCUGGUUAGAUCUUGUGUGCUGAAACACUUAUCAUUAUGUAACGGCUAUGAUGCAUUCAAUCUACUUAAGUUUGACGUUCUUGAUGACUUAGACGAAAUCAAGAUCGGGGUUGAGUACGUUGUAGAUGGUAUAAUACCCAGGUAUUCUCCCCAGGUACAACUGCGUGGCCAUUUACUCCGAGGUAUCCCAAUAGAGUGGAUCGGAGCAGGGCAAAUAUCUGAACAAAGAAAAGAAUAUACGUUGCGUCGGAAAACGGUCAAUAGCAUGGGGCAGUGGUAGACUCUCAAGAUAGAACGAUCGGUACAAAUAGCUGUAAAAAUGUUCCGGAGGGCGA